AGACUGACACACAUCCCAACGUGACAUGUUGGAAGAAGUAUGGCCGGCAACGGCAUAUUAUAAAAUUUAAUUGUCGGUUUCGUAGUCAUGUAGGACUAUGAGUGGACAAUGUGAAGCAGGUAACCAUUUUGACGUUUUUCAAUCUCCAUAAGAAACCAGAAUCUGUCAACAACUUGGUGACGGUUUUGCAAUGGCGGACUCAAGAUCACAAACAGUUUCUCAAUCACAGGCGUCUAGCGCCGGCCAUCAACCGAGGAAGAGAUUAUGGCGCCCUUUCAUUACUGUUUUAUUCACGAUGUUCCCCGUAGUGGCGGCUAUGCUUGUGUACCAGCUCGAUUCUUUCGAUCCUGCUCCACUACCUAUCCACGAGCUGGGUCAGGCACCCGUGGUCGUCUCGUUGCCCAAUGAUCGCAUGCUCCAAGGCGCGGAGUUGUUGGGAGUUGGGGAGUUACAAGGACCAGAAGAUAUCGCGUAUGAUCCCACGGCGAACGUCGUUUACACGGGUUGUCACGAUGGGUGGAUCAAGCGAGUCAGGUUCAGUGACUCGGUCGUGGAAAAUUUUGUUAACACCCAUGGUAGACCUCUAGGUCUCGCUCUUGGUCACAACAAGGAAAUAAUCGUUGCUGAUACAUAUAAGGGACUACUGAAUAUAAGCAAGGAUGGUGAAGUGGAGCUGCUAACAGAUGAAGCUGAUGGCCAUAAAUUCAAGCUUACAGAUGGUGUAGAUAUUGCAGAUAAUGGAAUGAUAUAUUUCACAGACGCUUCCUACAAAUAUAACUUAAAUGAAGAUAUAUGGGAUAUCUUGGAAGGCAAACCUCAUGGUCGAUUUAUGAGCUUCGAUCCGGUUACGAGAAAAACCGAUGUGCUAGUCAGUCAUCUAUACUUUGCUAAUGGAGUCGCAGUGUCACCUAAUCAAGAUCAUGCAAUCUUCUGUGAAACCGUUAUGAGAAGGUGCAGAAAGUAUUACAUAAAGGGGAGCAAACAGGGAGGCCUGGAGACAUUUAUUGAUGAUUUACCAGGCUUUCCUGAUAAUAUUAAAUAUGAUGGUGAUGGGCAUUACUGGAUUGCAUUACCAUCGGCAAAUUCUGUUCCUUUGGAUAUUGCGUUUAGGUAUCCUUUCAUUCGAAAGGUUAUGGCGAUCGCGAUGAAGUAUAUCGGACGAUUACCUACGGAGAAAGAUGCGGGUGUCUUGGUAGUUGAUUUGGAAGGGAAGCCGGUUGCUCACUACCAUGAUCAUAGAUUAUCUAUGAUUACAAGCGGAAUGAAAAUCGGAAAUCGGGUUUACUGUGGUUCCGUUCGGCACCCGCAUAUUCUCAAACUUGACCUGGCAAAAGAAAAUUUGUGGCUUUCUUCUACUAUCACAAUGCAAUGAGCCAUUGAAUAAUAAUGAAAAAAACUUUUGAGAAACUUUGUAUCUUUGGGGUUAGUACAUUAUCAUUUGUUGCUUAAGAGAGGCUCCCAAGGGCCUUUGCUUUUUCUCUCAAUAUAUAUUUUUGUAUCUUUCCAG
Molecule: messenger RNA, 1507 nt
Organism: Gossypium arboreum
Lineage: Eukaryota; Viridiplantae; Streptophyta; Magnoliopsida; Malvales; Malvaceae
Product: protein STRICTOSIDINE SYNTHASE-LIKE 5-like
Exons: 4
Coding region: 191-1372 (393 amino acids)
Biological process (GO): biosynthetic process
Molecular function (GO): strictosidine synthase activity
Source: RefSeq, a predicted model, not a curated record